AUGUCGAACCACGAAGAUGAUCUCAAUGAGGGAGAUUCAUCUGCAACGUUGAAGCAAAGGUUCAACGACCAAACUAAGAAAGUUGCACAGACAAAGGAGAUCUUUUCUAAACAAGCUGUUCAGACCAAGGAGAUCUUGUCGAAACGAGCGGUUAAAAUAGCUAACCAAGCGGAAGAACACGAAAGAUUUAUCAACAAAUACCCCGAUUUGAGCGGUCACGGGAUCACCUUUGUCAUCGCACCUACGAUAGGUCUCCCUGGUGCUCUUCCAAGUCAAUCUAUUGGUCUCUUGACUCUCUUCAACACCACAAACGUUGGCAAUUCAGACAAUCAUGUUUUCGCAGUCGAUCUUGACACCAUACGGGACUUUGAGUUCAAUUAUAUAAACAACAACCACGUUGCGUCCUAUUUCGAUAAGAACGGUUGGCCCCAAAACCUAAGCCUCGUCAGUGGCGAUUCCAUGCAAGUCUGGGUUGAUUACGAUGGUGUACACAAGCAGCUCAGCCUCACAUUAGCUCCAAUCAAUGUUUCUAAACCGGCUUUUCCCCUCUUGUCUCUGUCUCUCGAUCUUUCUCCUGUCAUGCUGGACUCCAUGUUCGUUGUCUUCUCAUCCUCUAAUGGUCACCUUACCGCAUCCCACUAUGUGUUGGGAUGGAGCUUCAAGCUUAACGGUCUAGCCGAAGAACUUGAUUUCACCCAACUUCCCACGCUUCCCCACCAAGGACGUCGACACAACCAGAACCCAGCUAUUUUGACCGUAGGACUUCCUAUAAUUGCUGCUGCUUUAGUGUUGGCAAUGAUCUUUCGAAUCCAGAUUAUAUUGAAAAGGAAGAGAAAAUUUGCAGAAGUGCUUGAAGAAUGGGAACUCGAUUAUGGGCCUCACAGGUUCAACUAUAAAGAUCUCUAUAUGGCCACUAAGGGGUUUAAGCACAAGGAGCUGCUGGGCAUUGGUGGCUUUGGUAGGUUGUAUAGAGGCGUAUUACCCACCUCCAAUAUCGAAGUUGCAGUUAAGAAAAUCGGGCAACUGCGGCAUCAAAACCUAGUAACAGUACUCUUGGGUAUUGCUAAAAGAAAAUUCCCUUUGGUUUAUGAAUGCAUGCCUAAUGGAAGUCUAGACACGUUUCUCUUCGAUCCAUAA
Macadamia integrifolia is the source of this 1137-nucleotide messenger RNA. Its product is annotated as L-type lectin-domain containing receptor kinase V.9-like. Bases 1 to 1137 code for a protein of 378 amino acids. The record is from RefSeq and is a predicted model, not a curated record. Lineage: Eukaryota; Viridiplantae; Streptophyta; Magnoliopsida; Proteales; Proteaceae. The transcript has 4 exons. Gene Ontology annotation, cellular component: plasma membrane. Gene Ontology annotation, molecular function: carbohydrate binding; ATP binding.